AUGUAUGGGGGAGAAUUUGGUGUAGAUCUAAGAGCAAAGACUUGCUCUUGUAAAAGAUGGGAUUUAUGUGGGAUUCCUUGCCCACAUGCAAUUUCUGCUAUUUUCCAAAGAAAUGAAGACAUAGAGGAUAAUGUGGAUAAAUUGUACAAGAAAGAGGGUUACUUAAAAACAUAUGGCCCUAUCAUUGGACCUGUUCCUUCCAUUGACCAAUGGCCAAGGAGUAGUUUACCUGCAAUUAAGCCUCCCAACUUCAGAAUCCAACCAGGAAGGACAAGGAAGGUGAGGACAAAAGAACCAGGGGAGGUGGAAAUACCAGCUUCAGUACCGCCAAAUCCAAAAACCACCGAACUGGAAACCACAACCUACAAGGCUCAGACGAUUCUUUAUCAAGAUUCGGUGCACAAGAUGCGGUCAAGAAGGACACAACGGAAAAGGAUGUGA
Messenger RNA from Prunus armeniaca (apricot), 441 nucleotides. NCBI's taxonomy places the organism in Eukaryota, Viridiplantae, Streptophyta, Magnoliopsida, Rosales, Rosaceae. The record is from the annotation of a GenBank genome assembly.